AUGGCGGAAUUGAAGCAUGACACCACGAAGCUGGCUAUUACGCUCGUGGACUACUACACCAAAACUAACAAGAAUGGAGGUGCUUGGAUGACGCUGUAUAAUGGCCAGAGUCGCCUUUUGCAUCAGAAGCCAUUCAUUG
This is a messenger RNA of Gregarina niphandrodes, 139 nucleotides long. RefSeq lists its product as hypothetical. The record is from RefSeq and is a predicted model, not a curated record. The annotation marks the transcript as partial. The transcript has a single exon. Lineage: Eukaryota; Apicomplexa; Conoidasida; Eugregarinorida; Gregarinidae.